AUAUCAUCAUUACCGUAACGAAUAUAUAAUGUAUCAAUUCGGUGUUGAAUGGCAAGGGUUUUCUUUGUUUUUUGGUCGAGCUGUGAGACUUGUUUGAAUAUUCGAAUUUGAAUUUCUUCAGGUUCAGGUGGAUGACAAUGAUCACUUUUAACGUUUAAAAUAAUAUCUUCAAGAUCAGUACGAGCAGUAAUAGUACAACAUGAAUCUUCACAUCGAUAGUAUUUCGUUGUGCUUGUUGUCUUAUUCAAUUUAAAGAUGAAAUUGUUUAUAUUCAACAUUUUUUUUUCCUUUUUGAGACAUGAUAAAUGAUGUUUUAUCAUUAGGAGUAGUCAUCAUAUCUGAAAAACCUAAGAAUAAAUUUGUAUAUCUUUAACUUUUUAACGAUCAUCACUCGAAAUUCCAUCAGUAUAACCAUUAUUAAUGGAGUACCAAAAAGAAAUUAAUUAAUCAAUGACGAUUGAUAUUUAUCUAUUAUAUUCAUAUAUUUACAAAAGCACCACUUAAAGAAUAAGCACUGUUAAUUACAUGAACUAAGCAAUUAACUAAGAAAUUUUUAGCGACGCCUUAUGACUAUUAAUUAUUUUCCUUUCCUUUCGCUGUUUUCUAAUUCGAUAUUUUUCCUCAUUUUUUUUCUAUAUUUUUCCUUUCUUCCUUUUCCCAUCAUACCUAUAGAAAGAAUUUCACUGUUGAUCAUACACAUGAAAAUAAAUGAUUCAAAAAUUAAAAAGCUAAAAGCAUCAACAUUGUUCAGAAAUACACGAAUUCGAACUUUAACAUUAAUGUUAAUUUGUAAUUUUAAUAAUCAUUUUAGGUUCAUUUGAAAUGUGUUUUAUACUAUCAAGUAACACUAAUUUCGUUUAUUUUUUAAUCAUACAGACCAGAACAAAUAUUUCUAUUUGUUACGGAUUGUAUUAGAAAAAUUGAUUGCACAUUAUUGAAUAGUCAUCAGAAAGGAAUUUUAAUUCGUUUAAUUUUAUUGUUUUAGAAAUCUUCGUGCAAUUGAUCUUAUUCGAAAUGUUUAUCGUGAAAAUGGUAUUUGGGGUUUUUAUAAAGGCAUUUCUGCAUCUUAUGUUGGUGUAUCGGAAACUAUAGUUCAUUUUGUAAUUUAUGAACAAAUAAAAGCACAAUUACAAUUAAUUCAAAUACGUCAAAAUCGUUCAUUGGAUGAUACAGGCUUAUACAGUUUUGCAUCUUAUGUAAUAUCAGCAGCAUGUUCAAAAACAUUUGCAACAACAUUAUGUUAUCCUCAUGAAGUUGUUCGAACACGUUUAAGAGAAGAAGGUACAAAAUAUCGAACAUUUAUGCAAACAUUAAAAACAGUUUAUUAUGAAGAAAGUCUAGCUGGAUUGUAUCGUGGUUUAUUAACACAUCUUAUUCGACAAAUUCCAAAUACAGCUAUUAUGAUGAGUACAUAUGAACUUGUUAUUGCGUUUCUCUCAUCGACUUCAGUAAUGCCAACAUCAUCAUCAUCGUCGUCGUCAGUUGAAAUAACAACUUUACAAACAAAAAAAGUUUUAGUAAAUCAUGUUGAUCUUGAAGCUAAUGCAGUAAAUGAAUCCGAGUUAUAA
Molecule: messenger RNA, 1568 nt
Organism: Rotaria sp. Silwood2
Lineage: Eukaryota; Metazoa; Rotifera; Eurotatoria; Philodinida; Philodinidae
Source: the annotation of a GenBank genome assembly